Messenger RNA from Seminavis robusta, 756 nucleotides. NCBI's taxonomy places the organism in Eukaryota, Bacillariophyta, Bacillariophyceae, Naviculales, Naviculaceae. The record is from the annotation of a GenBank genome assembly.
AUGUGUCCAAGCGGCUCUAAAGAUGAGCAAGAUGCUCGAAAGAAACUGAGCACCAAAAAGUCUGCUGUCAAAAAACGGAUGGGGGAAUUUGCAGCAACUCUCCGUGACGACGACAAAGCUCUCUUCGAGGCUUUGCCUCCUGUUGACGUUGGCAAGGAUCUGUGGAAGUUGGAUCGCAAUUCGGAGCUGUACAAAUUCAUCUCCAAGUUCACUCCUGGACAGAAGAAGAUGUCGGAGCGUCUGCGAAAGGGAGGUGAACAGCUACAGACACUGAAACAGUUGGUGGAGGAGUCACGACAAGUGGAAAGGGGUGGCGGUGAGAAUCUCGAUCCCAAUCAUGCAGCAUUGGCACGACAGCCUUCACCACAACCGCCCAUGAUGCCGGGCAUGGCAAUCCAAGGCCAUGGCCUCCAACAAGAUGUGAUGCAAGGACAGUACGCCAUGGAGCAGCAGGGCCUCCACUGUGCUGGGCUCCCCCAUCGGCCCCCGAAUCACGUGGUGCAAGAAAUGCCGUUUGGUCCUCCCCACGCAAUGGAGCAUCCCGGCUAUCCAGCAAUGGGUCAGUAUCAUCCUCCCUAUACAAUGGGGUAUUGCGGCUAUCGAGCAAUGGCUCAGCAGGUUCAACCCACUCCUCCCCACGCAAUGGGGUUUCUGACGGUUGCUGAACAACCACGAUUCCAACCCACUCACCGGCCGUUGCCGCGAGUCACGGGAACGACGAACAACUUUACGGCGGCGUCCACAAUGGUGCUGUAG